AUGAGUCUUGCUAAGAGGAAAAAUGCUAUUCCGAAUGUAACGGGAAACCACCAGAUGAGUUGGAGGGAACUGGCUGAAGCUGAUGAUCUCGCUUCUGCCCUCACUGUUGAUCCUUAUCUUGGCUUUACUACCCAUAAAAUGACAGAUAUGAGGUUAAAAAUUCCAGAAAGAAUCAAAAGGAAGUUUUGUGAUAUCAUAUCUGCCUUUCGGAAAAAUAAGUGUUACGAUACAGCUUUCAACCAGCUGACUGCCGAUCCAAACAUAGUGAAACGGUCUUGGAGUAUUGACCCUCGUUUCAAGGAACAUAUCAAUCGAUACUUGUUAUUAUUUGAUGAUCGUUCUGGCAUUGAAAUUCGACCUUGUUGGCGCUACGCAUCAGAAAAUCAUAUGGGAGCCGCAAUAUAUGCCACAAAAGAUUGGGCGAAAGGGUCUCGUAUUAGUACUUUGGUGGGAUGCAUCGCUAAACUCAAGCAUCAUGAAGAGGCUACAUUCCUUAAGCAACACAAAAAUGACUUUUCAGUCAUGUAUUCUUCUAGAAAAAACUGUUCCCAAUUAUGGUUAGGUCCUGCAGCUUAUGUUAAUCAUGACUGUCGACCUAACUGUGAGUUCACAACUAACUGUGAUGCUGACGCUCGUAUGAGCUUACAGGCUAUAACCGAUAUCAAGUCGGGUGAUGAGAUUUUCAUCUACUAUGGGACAAACUUUUUCGACACAAAUAAUGCAGCUUGCGAGUGUUUUACAUGUGAAUUAUUAGGUCGUGGAUAUUUCAGCAAAUUUAACCAAAGUGUGGAUAUGACAAAUCCUACUAAUGAAUUAUCAUCUCCAAAUACUAUCUCUGACCAGAGGACUCAUCCAAAAAAUAUUGUACCAGCAUUUCAUAAUACUCUUAACAUUUCUACUGAUCAUAAUCAAAUUCUGCGUGAUAGAAUAAAUUCAGUACCAAAUAAUUCUCACUUUGUCAAGUGGGUUGGUUCUCAAGUCACUAAGUCUUUAUCAUUGGAUUUCUUCCUGAAGAAGGGAUCUUCAACUGGUUUGGCUUGUAAAGCAUUGCCUAAUGCAUAUUCCUUACGGCAUACCAGCUAUCGUUUAAAUCGUGUUAAAGCUCGACUUAUGGCUGCAACCAUAGCUUCUGUAAACAAAUCACCUUAUUCGAUUAGUCAUGAGAACAGGACUCCGAGGAUUAUUUCCCCUUAUAAAAAGUGCACGUUAAGAAAAACUAUUAAGAAAAGCGUUUCAUCUUGCCUACAAAAUGAAUCAAAUUCGCAUUCAUGUGACAGUGAGCGAAGAAAGCUAAGCAAUGCAUUAUCAUCUGUCGUAAAAAGACGAAGAUAA
Messenger RNA from Trichobilharzia regenti, 1332 nucleotides. Lineage: Eukaryota; Metazoa; Platyhelminthes; Trematoda; Strigeidida; Schistosomatidae. The record is from the annotation of a GenBank genome assembly.